UGAACAUAAAACAUGCGUAACAUCCUUUGAAAAUAAACAACUUAUAUUUGUUAUUGCGCCAUAAAAAAAAGACUCAAAUUAUUUAACCAUUUUUUGUAGAAGACGUGAGCCUGUUCCUUCCUUCAACAGAGGUACCGUUUGUUGCUCUCUGCUCGCGAGGUAUUAUAGUCUUAAUGUCUUAUUCAGUGGAUGAGAUAAUCAUUCAGCCAGCGACCAAGAGAGUUAAGCUCGACGAAAGUGAAAAUGAAGACAGACUCAGCGACUUACCUGACUGUGUUAUCCUUCACAUACUCUCCUUUUUGAACGCUAAACAGGCAGUUACAACUUCAAUUCUGUCCUUAAGAUGGAGGGAUCUAUGGAAACUUCUUCCUGCUCUUAUAUUGGAUUCUUCAGACUUUCGAACUAUACCGAUAUUCAACAAAUUCGUGCAUAGGGUUUUAACUCUUCGUGAUUCCUCUCUCGCACUGAACUCUCUCAAUUUCAGACAUAAUCAGCCUCGCAUAAUCAAAAGCGUUGUGAAUUAUGCUAUUUCGCACAAUAUCCAGCGAUUAAGACUCUAUGUUGGGUGUCACAUUGCACAAAUUCCACCUAGUGUUUUUUCAUGUCAGACUUUAACCCAUCUUGAGCUUUAUUUUGGAGAACAAACGUUGUUUCCAAAAUCUCUCAACUUGCCUUCCUUAACCAGCUUGUAUCUGAAGAAUUUUGCCUUUUGUGCUGACGAGAAUGGACGCGCCGAGCCAUUUUCAGCUUUUAACAGGCUGAACAGUUUGUUCCUUUGCGGUUGUGCUGUGAGAGACACACUAACCCUCUGCAUAUCCAGUGCAACACUUGUCAGUUUUACUGUGCGUAGUCACUCCUAUGAUUUUUAUGAAAUUGAGCUUUGUACUCCAAGUCUUGGUACAUUUGGAUUUACAGGUAAAUCGUAUAAGAAAAUCUUUGGGAGCGGUCUUUCUUGUGUUAAGCAUGUAGAUAUUGAUGUAGAAAUCUUCCAUAUGGAUAUGCAGCCUUCUUUGAUUCUACUCGGCUGGUUGUUAGGUCUUACUGAUAUAAAAUCAUUGACAGUCACUGCAAGUACUCUUCAGGUUCUCUGCUUAAAUUCUAAUAUAUUGAAGACCAAGCUCCCUUCCUUAGGUAACUUGAAGUUAUUGAAAGUGAAUAAGAAACCACUUGCAUAUGGAUUUCGCAAGUUACUGAUUGAUAUCAAGGUACAGAAAAUCAGGCCACGGAAAGAAGGUGCUAAGUUACGAAAAUCAUUUAAAGCUGGAUUGGAACCAUCUGCACCCAUACCUGAUGGAAUAGUGGACUUCUUGAUUCAAAAUUCUCCUUUGGCUGAUGUUGAAAUCGUUGAUUGCACAUGGCGAAAAACGCAGUCAACUUCUUAAGCAAGAUUGUUAUAAUUGGUUUUGUUUGCAGUCAGCAGUAAAGGAACAUAAUUACAUUUGCCGAGUAGUGAAAGGUUAUGCACUUGUUUCAACUUGUUAGAUAUGGAACAAUGUUUAGCAACACUAACUAGUAUUACUCAUAUGAAAGUUGCAUAAAUUUGUUUGUGAAUGGGUUAUUGUGGAUUGCUUAUUUGUUAGGCACUAUAGAUUACUUGUUGGUGUGACCACAAUGAAUACAAAAACUAUCCUAGUGGAGAAGGCUGCAGUGGUAUUCUACACAGAUUUGACUUGAGCUCAAAGAAUAUCAAACUGUUUUCUUGAGACAUUAUAGACAUGUCUGCAUUGGUGCUAAGGUCACCUUUAUUGCAGCAAAUUAAUUUUUCAGAACACCAGCAUAUGUGGUUUUAUCAGUUUUGCAAUAUUAGUGCCACUUGGUGUAUUUUCUGCAUUAUGAUUAUGCAGUCUGUUUAAUGAACUCUUUCUGAAUGGA
This is a messenger RNA of Medicago truncatula (barrel medic), 1872 nucleotides long. RefSeq names its product F-box protein At4g22280. The transcript has 3 exons. Bases 174 to 1382 code for a protein of 402 amino acids. NCBI's taxonomy places the organism in Eukaryota, Viridiplantae, Streptophyta, Magnoliopsida, Fabales, Fabaceae. The record is from RefSeq and is a predicted model, not a curated record. Gene Ontology annotation, molecular function: protein binding.